Molecule: messenger RNA, 1257 nt
Organism: Yarrowia lipolytica CLIB122
Lineage: Eukaryota; Fungi; Ascomycota; Dipodascomycetes; Dipodascales
Biological process (GO): ergosterol biosynthetic process; isopentenyl diphosphate biosynthetic process, mevalonate pathway
Cellular component (GO): peroxisome
Molecular function (GO): ATP binding; phosphomevalonate kinase activity
Source: RefSeq, a predicted model, not a curated record
AUGACCACCUAUUCGGCUCCGGGAAAGGCCCUCCUUUGCGGCGGUUAUUUGGUUAUUGAUCCGGCGUAUUCAGCAUACGUCGUGGGCCUCUCGGCGCGUAUUUACGCGACAGUUUCGGCUUCCGAGGCCUCCACCACCUCUGUCCAUGUCGUCUCUCCGCAGUUUGACAAGGGUGAAUGGACCUACAACUACACGAACGGCCAGCUGACGGCCAUCGGACACAACCCAUUUGCUCACGCGGCCGUCAACACCGUUCUGCAUUACGUUCCUCCUCGAAACCUCCACAUCAACAUCAGCAUCAAAAGUGACAACGCGUACCACUCGCAAAUUGACAGCACGCAGAGAGGCCAGUUUGCAUACCACAAAAAGGCGAUCCACGAGGUGCCUAAAACGGGCCUCGGUAGCUCCGCUGCUCUUACCACCGUUCUUGUGGCAGCUUUGCUCAAGUCAUACGGCAUUGAUCCCUUGCAUAACACCCACCUCGUUCACAACCUGUCCCAGGUUGCACACUGCUCGGCACAGAAGAAGAUUGGGUCUGGAUUUGACGUGGCUUCGGCCGUUUGUGGCUCUCUAGUCUAUAGACGUUUCCCGGCGGAGUCCGUGAACAUGGUCAUUGCAGCUGAAGGGACCUCCGAAUACGGGGCUCUGUUGAGAACUACCGUUAAUCAAAAGUGGAAGGUGACUCUGGAACCAUCCUUCUUGCCGCCGGGAAUCAGCCUGCUUAUGGGAGACGUCCAGGGAGGAUCUGAGACUCCAGGUAUGGUGGCCAAGGUGAUGGCAUGGCGAAAAGCAAAGCCCCGAGAAGCCGAGAUGGUGUGGAGAGAUCUCAACGCUGCCAACAUGCUCAUGGUCAAGUUGUUCAACGACCUGCGCAAGCUCUCUCUCACUAACAACGAGGCCUACGAACAACUUUUGGCCGAGGCUGCUCCUCUCAACGCUCUAAAGAUGAUAAUGUUGCAGAACCCUCUCGGAGAACUAGCACGAUGCAUUAUCACUAUUCGAAAGCAUCUCAAGAAGAUGACACGGGAGACUGGUGCUGCUAUUGAGCCGGAUGAGCAGUCUGCAUUGCUCAACAAGUGCAACACUUAUAGUGGAGUCAUUGGAGGUGUUGUGCCUGGAGCAGGAGGCUACGAUGCUAUUUCUCUUCUGGUGAUCAGCUCUACGGUGAACAAUGUCAAGCGAGAGAGCCAGGGAGUCCAAUGGAUGGAGCUCAAGGAGGAGAACGAGGGUCUGCGGCUCGAGAAGGGGUUCAAGUAG